Molecule: messenger RNA, 1313 nt
Organism: Hyla sarda
Lineage: Eukaryota; Metazoa; Chordata; Amphibia; Anura; Hylidae
Gene: MNAT1
Product: MNAT1 component of CDK activating kinase
Exons: 8
Coding region: 70-993 (307 amino acids)
Biological process (GO): nucleotide-excision repair; regulation of transcription by RNA polymerase II; positive regulation of cyclin-dependent protein serine/threonine kinase activity
Cellular component (GO): transcription factor TFIIH holo complex
Molecular function (GO): cyclin-dependent protein serine/threonine kinase activator activity
Source: RefSeq, a predicted model, not a curated record
UACCGUCUCUGAAGGGGGAAGCAGUUCUCAGCGCACCGCAUGAAGGAAACUGCAGUGUGAUGAGAAGAGAUGGAUGACCAGGGCUGCCCGAGAUGCAAGACCACGAAAUACCGCAACCCUUCCCUGAAGCUGAUGGUGAAUGUGUGCGGCCAUACACUAUGUGAAAGUUGUGUCGAGCUUCUCUUUGUCCGUGGUUCCGGCACUUGUCAGGAAUGCAAUACUCCUCUCAGAAAAAGCAACUUUCGAGUUCAGCUGUUUGAAGACCCCACUAUUGAUAAGGAAGUGGAGAUCCGCAAGAAGAUAAUAAAAAUAUAUAAUAAGCGUGAAGAAGACUUUCCAUCUCUGAGAGAUUACAAUGAUUUUUUGGAAGAAAUUGAGGAAAUAGUAUUUAAUCUAACUAACAAUGUGGAUUUGGACAACACAAAAAGAAAAAUAGACCAAUACCAAAAACUAAACAAGGACACAAUUCAAAAAAACAAGAUAAAAAUGACCAGGGAGCAGGAAGAGUUAGAGGUGGCGCUGGAAUCGGAGAGACAGGAAAAUGAGCAGCGGAGGAUCCUUCUACAGAAAGAGGAACAUCUUCAGCAGAUGAUGAAAAGGAAGAAUAAGCAGGAGCUGUUGGAUCAGCUGGAAACAUCUCACCUUCCUGCCUCUAUCCUCCUGGCCCAACACAAAGGCAAAACCACUCAGAUUGAAGUGCAGCUGGAGAAGUCGAGACCAGCAGUGACAUUUUCUACUGGCAUCAAGAUGGGUCAGCAUGUUUCCUCUGCGUCCGUUCCCAAACUGGAAGAAUCCUUAUAUCAAUAUCAACCUCUUCACAUAGAAAUGUAUGGCCCAGCUGUCCCUCAAAUAGAACUGCUGAGUAGAUUGGGGUAUCUAAACCAUGUACGGGCUGCUUCCCCACAGGAUCUCGCCGGAGGCUAUACUUCCUCUCUCGCAUGCCAUAGGGCGCUGCAGGACGCCUUCAGUGGGUUGUUCUGGCAGCCACAAUAGCUCAAGUGCCGCAAUCCGGACACAACGGACCUCUGGCCCGGGCCCAGCACCUAACACAAGCGAAUCUGGUAAAAUGACUGCCGUCUGCACCAUACCUAGACUCUUUAAUAAAGACAGCUGUGUUCAGGGGGAAGGGGGUCCUGCAUUUUGUUUUUUUUCUGCUCUUGUGGCACAGCUCGGAGCAACUGAAACAACAAGUCACGUCUGAUGGAAGCAAUGAAUAAAUCCAUUUAUAUCAGGGGGAUUUCUCUUACCAAGUUGUAAAUUUUCUGUUUAUUUUUAAAUAAAGCCGAGUUUUAUUAGUUUUGUGGUUUUCCGUU